CCUCCCUCGAACACGAAGAGAGCAAGCUCCUCCGUAUUCAGCUAGAAAUGAAUCAAAUAAAGUCUGAAAUUGACAGGAAGAUUGCAGAGAAAGAUGAGGAGAUUGAUCAGCUGAAGAGGAACCACCAAAGAGUUGUAGAAACAAUGCAGAGUGCCUUGGAUGCCGAAAUCAGGAGCAGAAAUGAUGCUUUAAGAAUCAAAAAGAAAAUGGAAGGUGAUCUGAAUGAAAUGGAGAUUCAGUUGGGACAUGCAAACCGUCAAGCCUCAGAAGCUCAGAAACACCUCAGAAAUGUGCAAGGACAAUUAAAGGAUACCCAGUUACACUUAGAUGAGGCUUGCAGAGCUCAGGAAGACUUGAAGGAGCAAUUGGCAAUGGUUGAACGCAGAAGUAGCCUGCAGCAGGCUGAGAUUGAAGAAAUCAGAGCAGCCCUGGAGCAGACAGAUCGAUCUCGCAAAAUUGCUGAACAAGAGCUUGUUGAUGUCACAGAGAGAGUACAGCUACUGCACUCUCAGAACACAAGUCUCAUUAAUACCAAGAAGAAGCUGGAUGCUGACCUGAAUCAUCUCCAAUCUGAAAUGGAAGAGACAAUUCAGGAAUCCAGGAAUGCUGAAGAGAAAGCAAAGAAGGCUAUCACAGAUGCUGCCAUGAUGGCUGAAGAGCUGAAGAAGGAACAGGACACCAGCGCUCACCUUGAACGAAUGAAGAAGAACCUUGAGCAGACAGUGAAAGAUCUACAGCAUCGUCUGGAAGAGGCUGAGCAGCUGGCAAUGAAGGGAGGAAAGAAACAGCUCCAGAAACUGGAAGCUAGGGUGCGUGAACUGGAAAAUGAACUGGAAGCUGAGCAGAAACGAGGUGCUGAUGCUAUUAAAGGUGUUCGCAAAUAUGAAAGAAGAGUGAAGGAACUGACCUAUCAGUCUGAGGAAGACAGGAAGAAUAUUCUGAGACUGCAAGACUUAGUUGACAAACUGCAGAUGAAGGUUAAGGCCUACAAGAGGCAAUGUGAGGAGACUGAGGAGCAGGCCAACAUUCAUCUGUCCAAGUUCAGAAAGGUGCAGCACGAACUUGAGGAAGCUGAGGAACGUGCUGACAUUGCAGAGUCUCAAGUCAACAAACUUAGAAGUAAAAGCCGUGACAUAAGUUUGAAGGUCUCUGCAGAAGAGUAGAUGACAAUCUGAAAUGGUCCAAAGAAGAAAUCCACAAAAUGUGCAUUUCUUUGUAACAUAGUUUUAUAAAUGUAGUUCUAUCACUAGAAAUAAAAGUGCAAGUUGGACAUAU
Molecule: messenger RNA, 1275 nt
Organism: Chiloscyllium plagiosum (whitespotted bambooshark)
Lineage: Eukaryota; Metazoa; Chordata; Chondrichthyes; Orectolobiformes; Hemiscylliidae
Source: RefSeq, a predicted model, not a curated record